AGAGGUCCGCAGGUUAUGGGGACAGCAACCUAGAGGACUGUAUAGCUGAGCAUGACAUAGAGAGACAGAGAGAGAAGAGAACAGAAGGGAAAGGCUUGGAGGGGAACUCACUACCACCACCUCUGUCCACAGCUGAGUCUGUUAGCUACCCAGCUAUACAGCCAUGUUUGGCAAAUUGAAGAGGAUGUUUAUCCCCCAACCCCCAGCAGCCCCGGUCUCUGCUCCAGCCCCGGCCUCUGCCUCAGCCGCGGCCUCUGCCCCAGCCGCGGUCUCUUCCCCAACCGCGGCCCCUGCCCCAGCCGCGGCCCCUAUUCCAGCCCCGGCCACAGACCCAGCUCCUGCACCUGCUAAGCAGGAACAUAAGCCUGCAGAUAAAGAAAAUGGGGCCAAGAAAGAGGAUAAACCAGCAGAGCCUGCACAUAACCCAGCCCCGGCCUCAGCCACUUCCCCAGCAUCAGCUGCGGCUCCAGCUGCAGCCCCAGCCACUACCCCAGCCCCGGCCACUGCCCCAGCAUCUGCUGCGGCUCCAGCUGCAGCCCCAGCCGCUACCCCAGCCAACCCUGGCCAGGAGGAAGCAGAGGGAGAAGAAGUUCCCCCUCCUCCACCACCUCCUAUAGUGGUAAAUAGGUACUCUGAUGAUCAGCUCCGGGUCAUAGUGAAGAGGAUGAGAGAGAGAACAGAAAUAUACAGAGAGAAGCUCAUGGACCCACACGCAUCCUCACCUGAAUUCAGCCCUCCAGUCACUCCCAUUUAUCGAAAAAAGGAUUAUGAAAUAUUAAUGAACGAGAGGCUAAUAAAAGAAGAGCAAGAUAGGAUAAAGAAAGAAGGGGAAGACUUACAAAAGAAAGAGGCGGCAGAGAAGAAAAAGCAGGAGAUGGCGGAGAAGAAAGCGGCAGAGCAAAAAGCGAAAGAUGAAGCAAAAGCAUUGGAGCCUGUGGUCAAACCAACUGUCGGCCAGGAAGUUGCUGCCUUCCUUGACAGGAGGCUAAAACCCAUCGAGGAUGCGAUGGACUCAGUGCUGCCAUCCACCAUAGAUCCAUUCUCAGAUCGCGCGUACAUCGCGUGGCUCACUCUGGUGACUCUGGCCUUCAACUACAACACCUGGUUCAUGACGGCUCGUCUGUGUUUCCCCUACCACACCCCAGAGUGGAUCCCUUACUGGAUAACCAUGGACCUUGUGGCUGAUUUCAUCUAUCUCAUUGACUCAAUCUUCUUCCAGGCCCGCAAGCAGUUCGUCAAAGGAGGGGACGUCGUUAAAGACAGGAUUAUAACCAAAGCGUACUACAGAAACUCUGAGAGAUUUAAGAUGGACAUGAUAGCAAUGGCACCCAUAGACUUGCUAUGCUUCCAUUUCGGGUACAAAUCCAUCUUCAGAUUCAAUCGAAUGAUAAAGGUGGACACAUUCUUUGAGUUCAGUGAUCGUCUGGAGAGCCUCAUGUCCAAGGCCUACAUUUGGAGAGUGGUCCGCACCAUUGGCUACCUGCUCUUCAUGCUCCACCUCAAUGCCUGCGCCUACUACGUGGCCUCGGCCUACCAGGGCAUCGGCAAGACCACAUGGGUCUACACUGGCAAAGGCAGCGCGUACUUGCGUUGUUACUAUUACGCAGUCCGCAGUCUGAUCAACAUCGGUGGUCUUCCAGAGCCCCACACAGUCUUUGAGAUUACCUUUCAGUUGACAAACUUUUUCGUGGGUGUCUUCGUGUUCUCCAGUUUGAUUGGACAGAUGAGAGAUGUCAUUGGGGCAGCCACCACAGGCCAGACCUACUUUCGUUCCUCCAUGGACAACACUGUGUAUUAUAUGGUGUCAAAUAACAUCCCCAAACUGUGCCAGAACAGAAUACGCACCUGGUACAACUACACCUGGGACGCACAGGGCAUGCUGGAUGAGUCUGAGCUGCUGGAGCAGAUGCCUCUCGUCAUGAGGACAGCCAUUGCUGUUGACAUCAACCUGGCUACCUUCCAGAAAAUUGAUCUAUUUAAGGGUUGUGAUAACCAGAUGUUGGUAGACAUGUUGCUGAGGCUUAAGUCUAUUAUAUAUCUACCUGGGGACUUUGUGGUGCAGAAGGGAGAUAUUGGUAAAGAGAUGUACAUAAUCAAGUCUGGAGCAGUACAGGUGGUUGGUGGACCAGAUAACUCCAUCGUGUUCGUUACACUGAAGGCCGGCUGUGUGUUUGGAGAAAUCAGUCUGUUGCAAUCGUCUAAAGAUGGCGGGAACAGGAGGACAGCUAAUGUCAAAGCUCACGGCUUUGCUAACCUGUCCGUCCUGGAAAAGAAGGAUCUCUUUGAAAUUCUGGUCCACUACCCAAUGGCUCAGAAGGUUCUAGCCAGGAAAGGAAAGAAACUGAUGAAGGCUAAGGGUCCAGCUGCUGCUAAGGCUGUUGAAGAUAAAAAGAAAGGACUGGCGCUGUUCGGACCCAAACCCCCCACUCCUAAAAUGCUGCGUGUCUUUGGGGGCAGCAAAGGCUUUUUGGAGAAACUCAAGCAUGCCACUCAAAACCAUAAAGAUUGAGAAUAUCAUCGUAUCGUCUGCAUCGUUUCUCAUAUGUAUUACUUUUGUGGUGAAUUUACAGUGCAUUAUUGUUCAAUCCCCUCUUUACUCACAGCUAAAUGAACAGUAUGUGAGUGUGUGUACAGAACACUAUUUUGAGGGAUUUGUGUAAGAGGGAUACAACUACCCUCUCGCAUACUAUCCUUUAGAAUUGUUUAAUCUUUCAAAAACUUUAUUAAGAUGUGCAAUAAUUAAAGAAAAGACAAAGUGAUCAUUUUUCAUUUCAUAUCAAUUAUAAAUUAUAUUUCAGGUUUAGAAACUGUUAUUUUUGUGACCAAUCACGAUUUGUAUUUGCCAAUACACAACUCAUGUAGUUUGUGGUGACAGUUAUGGAUGCAGUGCCAAUCAAAGGAUUUAUUUUUCCGUGUAACGGGUGAGUAACAGUUUAGCUACGAAACAAGCUACUUAAGUGACAUUUAAUACGAUCUGUCUGCUUUGUAAGAUACACAUUUACCUAAAUAAAUAAAUUCUCAUUUACUAACAA
Messenger RNA from Oncorhynchus nerka (sockeye salmon), 3032 nucleotides. RefSeq names its product cyclic nucleotide-gated cation channel beta-3-like. Gene Ontology annotation, biological process: monoatomic cation transmembrane transport. The transcript is spliced from 18 exons. Gene Ontology annotation, molecular function: intracellularly cGMP-activated cation channel activity; cGMP binding; protein-containing complex binding. The record is from RefSeq and is a predicted model, not a curated record. Gene Ontology annotation, cellular component: intracellular cyclic nucleotide activated cation channel complex; photoreceptor outer segment; plasma membrane. The coding region runs from base 164 to 2509 and encodes 781 amino acids. NCBI's taxonomy places the organism in Eukaryota, Metazoa, Chordata, Actinopteri, Salmoniformes, Salmonidae.